Tribolium castaneum (red flour beetle) is the source of this 2370-nucleotide messenger RNA. Its product is annotated as serine/threonine-protein phosphatase 2A 65 kDa regulatory subunit A alpha isoform. Lineage: Eukaryota; Metazoa; Arthropoda; Insecta; Coleoptera; Tenebrionidae. The record is from RefSeq and is a predicted model, not a curated record. Gene Ontology annotation, molecular function: protein phosphatase regulator activity. The transcript has 4 exons. Gene Ontology annotation, cellular component: protein phosphatase type 2A complex; cytoplasm. Gene Ontology annotation, biological process: protein dephosphorylation. The coding region runs from base 127 to 2349 and encodes 740 amino acids.
UUUACCGAUCACUCUGAUCAAACCAACGUCAUAUCUUAUCCGUGAUAUGAUAAUAAAUAAAUCAUCAUCGCAACAACACUUUACAACUUCUUCAAAGUCACAGUGUCAAUGUAAAAAACCAGCAAAAUGGACGAAAUCCCGACCGAAAUCAGCAUUUUCAAAGACGCCAUCAUGGACGACAACGUUUUGAUUCAAGUGGAUGCCAUCAAACGACUGCCAGCUCUGGCCGCCACCAUGGACGCGGAGCGAACCCGCGAAGAACUAAUCCCGUGUUUGGCGAAUUGCGUCGAUGCAUUGACGGAUGAACCGAGUUUUAAUCUGGCAGAACAAUUGGAACGCUUAGUUCCGUUUGUAGGGGGGAAGGAUCAUGUGGGGAUCCUUUUGGAUAUAUUGGUGAAAUUAGCCUGCGAAGAUGAGUUGAUAGUGAGGGAAAGAGCAGUGGAAUCGAUGAAGAACAUCUGUGGAAGCUUGGAUAAAGAGCAAUGCGAAAAGUCGUUCUUUCCGGUGAUUGAGGGCAUGAUUGCUAGCGAUUGGUUCACGACGAAAUGCUCAGCCGGUUGUUUGAUAGCUAUGGCUUAUGAGAAAAUGUCACCGGAAAAGCAAGCAGAAUUGAGGAACUUUUUCCGCAAUUUGAUCCAAGACGAAUCGCCGAUGGUGCGGCGUUCUAGUGGCACUAGUCUUAUUGACUUUAUUUCGGUACUUGACGAAGAAGUGAUCAAAUCGGAAUUCGUUCCAGUCUUUGAUAAUCUGGCACAAGACGAUCAAGAUUCUGUUAGAACCAUAGCUGUGGAUGUUGGAAUCGCAAUUUCCAAAAAACUGAAAGAUUUUGAAGUCUAUGAGUACUUACUACCAACUUUUAAACAACUCUCCGAAGACGAAUCGUGGAGAGUCCGCCAAAGGAUCGCUUUCGCGAUCCACGAAAUCAACAACUCUGAAAAAAACCGCGAAGAAAUCACCAAAAUUUACUCAAAAUGCGUCAGCGACGAAGAGUCAGAAGUGCGAGUGUACGCGGGUAAAAACCUGUACAAAUUCACCAUCAACGUUUUGGAAACGUUCAAAAAGGAGGACGACUGGCAAAACAAAUUCGAGAAAUACUUCGAGGAGAACAUCGCACGUGAAAUCCACCUAAUGCUACGAGACCCCAACGAUGACGUCAGGUUAGCUCUCUCCACCAACAUUCUGUCCUUAAGUGCGAUCCUUCAGGACGAUUGCUUCAACACCAACAUUCUCCCCUUAGUGAUUGACGCUUUGGAGAAUGAAGAAUUCAUGCCGUUCAAGGAAAACAUGCUCAAAAACUUAAACUCGCUCCCGACGAACGUGGACAUCACCAAAUCCCUCAAAUCCAUCCGGAGCGUCAUUCAGAACUUAAUCGAAAACUCGCAAAUGCAUUGGCGGACUCGCAGAAACCUCCUGGUCGCAUUCAUGCACAUUUCCAAAACGGCAACCAGCGAAUUCUUCGACCACAACUUGAAAUUCUUCUACCAGUAUCUUUUAAACGACCCCAUUUACUCUAUCAGACGAACCGCUCCGUUGAUCCUCCCCCUGUUGGUCAAACAAUUCGGAAUGACUUGGGCCAAGGAAUCACUUUUUCCGAUUUUUGAACCGUUCUCAUCAGACCCUCGUUACCUCUUCCGGUUCACAGCGCUCUUCGCGAUUGAAGAACUGUUGGAACCGACCCUUGACUGUGAUCGCGAAAGCGACGGCAAGGACGGGAAGUAUUUAACCGAUUUCAAGGAAAUAAUCCAACAGUCGGACAAAUCAAUAGAAACUCUGGCAAAAAUCGUAAAACUGAACGACAAACUGUGCGCAAAGCUCGCUUCUUACGACUUCACCGAAUGUUCCAACCCGCAGGACAAUUUGAAGUUUUACGCCGAGGACACUUUGGAGAACUUACGGAAGGAGCAGAAGUUUGUGAUUUUUUCGGUCAGUCGGGACGAACUCACCGAUUGUUAUUUGGAAGGUGUUCUACGAAUGCUCGAUCAAAAUUUCAUGCACGUUAUCAAGGAACUACUCGAGGAUUCGACCCAGAAUGUCCAAGACCGUACCAAACAAACAGUGACGCUUGUUAAGCGUUUUUGUGGGAGAGUGAAACAAGAAGCGGACGAGGAUUGGGUCCAGGAAGCUUUCAAACGGCUGAGUGAAGACGAUUUGAAGAAGAUUGAAGAAGAAGUAAAUGCGGAACCGAGUGAAGAAAACGUCUCGGAAUGCGAAACGAUCGACUGUGAAAUGGUGGAAGCAAUAAGUGAUGAACAAAAUGAAAAUAAUGACGAACAAAAUGAAAACGACGGUCAAAAUAAUAAUAGUGUAAGCGAUGAAUGUGAUGAUGUACCUAAGGAAGAUAAGAAAUAAAUAAGUGUGCUAUAAAUACUA